Triticum aestivum (bread wheat) is the source of this 1062-nucleotide messenger RNA. RefSeq lists its product as uncharacterized. Lineage: Eukaryota; Viridiplantae; Streptophyta; Magnoliopsida; Poales; Poaceae. The record is from RefSeq and is a predicted model, not a curated record. The transcript is spliced from 3 exons. The coding region runs from base 1 to 1062 and encodes 353 amino acids.
AUGUCGCAAGAACCGGAGCAUGAAGCAGUGGCGGCCGCACCCGGUGAGGCUCUUCUUGCGCUGGCCACAAGGACAAGGGUGAAGGAAGAUCCGACUUUCCCGGAAACCUUGCCGGCGGUCCAGGCCACGGCGACCGAAGACUGGUCCAAAUGGUCCACGCUCCCGGGCGACCUCGUCCGCCGCAUCGCCGACUCCUUCCUCGCCACUGCUUCGCCAACAGCCACCAACGACGUCGACUACUACAUGUGCUUCCGCGCCGUCUGCCCCAGCUGGCGCGCCGCCACCGACGACCCCGACAACAACACCUCCGACGGCCGCUUCCGUCCGCUGGUUUGGAUAAUCCUCGACGAGGACUUCCAGGGCGACGGCAGGCGGGUCUUGCUCAACACCUUCACCGGCCGCAUCCUCCGCAAGAAGCUCUCGACGCUGCUCGAUUACUAUGUCGUGGGCACUAGUGCCGGCUUUUUCGUCCUGGCGGAUAGGAGCCCUCCUCACGCCGCUCGUGUCUUCAAUCCUCUCACUGGCUACGUGCACCGUUUCGCGGCGCCGGUGCCCCCCGACGUGGCCUUCUCCAACGUUAUCUCUUCUGACGGCUCUCUCCUGCUUUUCUUUUUCUGCGACUCAUCUCGCAAGAUUCACAGAGCCGCUACCAACGAUGAACAUUUCAGCGUUUCGCUACCACCGCAGGCAUCUUAUGAUAUCAUACGGAAGCUGGUUGUAGUGGACACCAAGACAGGUACACUACUCCUGCCUUUGGAAAGCAUCAACAGAUUUGCCAUCUUCAUAGGUAAUCACAGGUGCCUAGCUUUGGAUACUCAUAUAUUCCCAUCGAUUGAGGCAAACUGUGUCUACUUCACUGAACACCUGGAUUCGUCCGCUCAUAUCUGCAAGUGCAACAUCAAAGACCGGGAAGCAGAGAGGAUCUCUGAAGCUGCUGAUUUCGUGAAGCAGGACAAGAAGUUUGUCCUCGUUGGCAACCGCCCUUUCACGCUCAUCCAGCUUCUCUCCAGCUACACCAUCAACCGUCCGGAUUCUCAGUUGGCCUUGCAACAUGUGCCAUAA